AUGAGUGGCUCACCUCCUCCACCUUACUCUGAAGGUCCUGUGCCUGUGAAGGUGGCUCCACCGUCAGAUGGCUCGUUUCCACCAAAUCCUCAGUUCGGAUAUGCUGGUGGAGCUCCUCCACCAUCCUCUACUGCACCCACAGCUGCACCACAGUCGACUCCGACUGCUCCAGUGACAGUAAAUGCCAAUACUGGUAACUUUGGACCGUUCCCAGUGGAGAUGGACUGUAGAUAUUGUCAUGUAAGUCUUAAUAUUUUGAUUUGUUUCGUCACUGUAGGCAAUGAUUCAUCUUGAUUCGUUAUGUUUGUCAUAUGACGAUAGGAAUUGAUUUGAAGACAAAUGGGAUUUCAUUAUUUGAAAAUGCUUUACCUUUACUAGAAUAACAUAGUUUAAUUGAAGGCACGUCAGUAAAGGUUGUUAUAUAAAAAAUCAAAUAAAGUUCAUUUUAUCAAACAGGUCAGAAAUUUUAAAAGUAAAAUUAAAAGCAUAAUAACGCUCUACUUUUAAAACCUUAUCGCCUAUGACAAACUAGACAACAUACGAAACGUUGUUUUGUCGCUUCUGAAGUAACCAAUUUUUAAUUUCGAAGAAACGUUAAGUCUUCAGAAGCUGUACGUUUAUUGACGACAUUUGUUUUUGGUAAAUGUUAGUCACAAUCACAAUAAUGUUAUAGUCCAGUCCAAAUGUAAUGAGUUAUGAGCGGAACAUACGUAAAUAGGUGUUGAUUCAUGGCUCGAAGCAGUAUGAUUUCUUUUGUUUUCAGAAUCACAUUGUUACACACACCAGGCGUGUCGCCGGGACAUUGCCGUGGAUUAUAAUGGGCAUUUGCUUUGUGUUGGGCUUCUUCCUUCUGAUUCCAUGGUGUAUAUGUUGUGUACCGUUCUGCGUGGACGCUUGUCUCGACGUUCUCCACACUUGUCCAUCGUGCAAGAGAACGGUUGGGCGAUUCACGAGACUUUAA
Molecule: messenger RNA, 961 nt
Organism: Bursaphelenchus okinawaensis
Lineage: Eukaryota; Metazoa; Nematoda; Chromadorea; Rhabditida; Aphelenchoididae
Source: the annotation of a GenBank genome assembly